Drosophila innubila is the source of this 1649-nucleotide messenger RNA. It is a transcript of the gene Adk2, whose product is annotated as adenosine kinase. Gene Ontology annotation, molecular function: adenosine kinase activity. The record is from RefSeq and is a predicted model, not a curated record. Lineage: Eukaryota; Metazoa; Arthropoda; Insecta; Diptera; Drosophilidae. The transcript is spliced from 3 exons. Gene Ontology annotation, cellular component: cytosol; nucleus. Bases 217 to 1257 code for a protein of 346 amino acids. Gene Ontology annotation, biological process: purine ribonucleoside salvage.
ACAGGUGGCGACGUUGUGGGUAGAAUAUCGUCUUGCAAGUUUGGAGCUUAGCAGCAGCUCCGGCAAAUUCGGCAAAUACGCUCGUAAUAGGUGUAAUUUAACUAAGUCAUAAGUUAUAGAGUUAUAGAAAGUCAAUUGUAGUCUUUAGAUUCUCUCAGUGCAAUAAAGUUUUUAUGUUUACAUAAGCAGUCAGUGAAUUCAACUACAACUACAACAAUGUCGAACCAGCUACAGGAAGGCGCCCUUGUCGGUUGCGGCAAUCCCUUGCUGGACAUUUCAGCUACCGUGCCCAUGGAUUUCCUCAAGAAAUAUGAGAUGAAAGAGGAUGAUGCCAUUUUAGCCGAGGAGCGUCACAUGCCCAUCUACCGUGAGCUGGUUGAUGGCUUCCAGGCGGAGUUCCUGGCCGGCGGCUCUGUCCAGAACUCGUUGCGCAUUGCCCAGUGGAUCAUUGGACAGCCCAAGGUGGCCGUCUUCUUUGGCUGUGUCGGCGAGGAUGACUAUGCCACGAUCUUGAGGCAAAAGGCACGCGAAGCCGGCGUCGAUGCUCAUUAUCAAGUCAGCUCCGACACUUCGACUGGCACCUGUGCUGUUCUCAUCACCGGAACGCAUCGUUCGCUCUGUGCGAACCUUGCUGCCGCCAACAAAUUCACCAUCGAUCAUCUGGAGCAGCCGGCCAACAAGGCGUUAAUUGAAAAUGCCCUUUACUACUAUAUAUCCGGUUUCUUCCUGACCGUAAAUCCGCCCAGCAUAAUGCGCGUGGCCGCCACAGCCCUUGCCAAACAGCGACCGUUCCUAAUGAACCUCAGCGCACCAUUCAUAUCGCAAUUCUUCAUGAAACCACUGCUGGAUGUGAUGCCAUAUGUUGACAUUAUAUUCGGCAACGAAGCGGAGGCGCAUGCCUUUGCCACCGCUCAAGGUUGGCCCGAAGAUGAGAGUCUGCGUGAGAUUGGCAAUCGCCUGGUCAAUCUACACAAGCUGAAUACGUCACGACCCCGGAUUGCCAUACUCACGCAGGGCUGUGAUCCCGUGCUGUUGAUUCAGCACGAUUCGGUCAAAGAGUUCCCAGUCACAUGUUUGGCGGCCCAUGAAAUUGUGGAUACCAAUGGCGCUGGGGAUGCAUUCGUUGGUGGUUUCCUAUCGCAGUUUGUGCAGGGCAAGUCGCUGGACGUGUGCAUACGCUGUGGUAAUUAUGCUGCCGGUCAUAUCAUCAAGAAUCCUGGCUGUACGUAUUCCGGAGCGCCGCAGUUUAUCGAAUAAACUAUCAUCAUGAUGAUAAACUUGUACACACACACCACACACAACACACACACCACACACACACGCUCGCUGAGUACAGCCGAUAACAACCUUAAAGGAGGCAUAAGCAUUGCGCAAAUAGAUUUGCAAUUAUUGCAUAAAUUAAGUUCAAAGAGUGACUAAGACAAUUUAUAAACAUUGAUAAUUAUUUGUACAUAUAAUUAACACAUACAUAUAUGUAUACUGACACACACACACACUCAAACAUACACAUACUUGUGAGUUAUGCACGCAAACACUCUGGGCCUUGUGGUUUAUAUACAAAGUUAGAGCAAUAUUCGAAUUUAAAUUGAUAAUAAUAAUAAAAAAAAGAAACAUGAACAAAUCCCACUAACUUACACAUACGAAAAAAA